Molecule: messenger RNA, 1713 nt
Organism: Cariama cristata (Red-legged seriema)
Lineage: Eukaryota; Metazoa; Chordata; Aves; Cariamiformes; Cariamidae
Gene: ODF2L
Product: outer dense fiber of sperm tails 2-like
Exons: 14
Biological process (GO): negative regulation of cilium assembly
Cellular component (GO): centrosome; ciliary basal body
Source: RefSeq, a predicted model, not a curated record
GGAAGAACAUAUGUGCCACCUGGAGAAGCAGGAAAACUCUGUUCACUGAUUCACCCUUAUAAAAAGGAUUAUCAUAGAACUACAAAAGCCAUUCGAGAUGGAAAGUGUGUUACUGAUCUAAACAAAGAAACUGGCACUCUUGAACACCAAUUAAACAGUAAAGACAUUGGCAUUUUGAUACAGAAGUUAAUUGAAAAUGAAACCCAAAAUACUAAUCUCAGGAGAAAAAUAUUUGAAAGGGAGAAACAUGUUAAAGAACUUUCAUCCAGGCUUCAGCUUGAAAAAGUCAAUGCACAGAAAGAAGAACACCUGUCAAGAUCAGUAAAGGCAGUACACGCUCACCUGCAAUGUCAGAUUCAAAAAAAAGAAGUGGAAAAUGAGGAAUUAAAAGUGAAAAGACAGACUCUAGAAAAGAAAAUAGCAGUGUGGAAACUUCAAGUUGGUGAAUACAAGCACCAGAUGUUAGCCUUGAAGGAAACCAGUGAGCAAAAGAAGAGCGCUCUGAAAAAAGCAAUCAAGUCCCAGAAACAAAGAGCUAAACACUUUGAAGCAGCUGUGGAAAAUUUAACCUCCAGAAUAAGAGAAUGUGAAGUCAAACUGUCUGAGAUACUGUUAGCUUCUGAUGUCUGGAAAAACCAGCAUGAUAGAAUGCUUGAAGGAAAGACCACGUUAGAAAUUCAAACAGAAGAUCUUAAGAAGCAGAUCACAAGCCUUUUGGAAGACAUGAAAAGAAAGGAGGAAUGUAGAAGAAACUCAGAUGAGGAAAUUCUUGGAAAGCUAAGUUCUGUUAACUCUGAAAAUGAGAAGCUUUACCUUGAAAAUGAAAAAUUAAAGGCUUCCCUUGCUACAUUGGAAAACAGUACUGUGUCUGUUCAAAAUGAGCUGCUAGAUCUGCAAGAAAAGGCAAAGCUGCAGGAAAACCUUGUUGAACAGUAUAAAAAUCAGGUACAAAAAUUACAAACAGCAGUAGAAGAAUUGCAAUCCAGAUAUGAAACAGUCUUAAAUGAAAACAAAAGAAUAACAGAAAACAAAUGCUUAGAAGUGGAUAUGGUGAGGGACAAAAUGGAGGCUGAAUUAAAAGAGUUAGAACAUGUUUGUGACUUGCUGAAAACAGCUGAGGAAAAGCAGCAAGGCUAUCAGGAAAAGCUUGUGUCCUGGGAAAGGAGCCAUGCACAGAAAUGCAAAACCCUCAGGGAGCUGCACGUUCAGGAGGAAGACAGUGUAACUUCUGUGGGCAGUCAUUCCUUAGAAGAAGAAAACUGUAACAUUCAGAAGAAAUAUGAAGAUCUUAAAAGGCAAUUAGAAAAGAUGGAAUUUCAAAAUGAAGAACUUGCUUGUCAGCUCAAAAAAGAAGAUGAGAGUCUUCAGUGCAGUAAAUUGCAGCUUGAAGAGAAAAUUGCAGAGUAUAAUGGAUUAACCAGACAACUGGAAUCUGCUUUGGAAGAAGGGAGAAAAAUGGUAGCUGAAGAACUGGAAAAAUGGUCAUACAAAGAACAAGCCCUUCAGACAAAAAUGCUAGUUCUUGAAACUGAAGUGAGAGAGGGGCAAGAAGAGAAAAAACAACUCCUCUGCAUAUUUCACCGUAAUGAAAAGCACCAUGAAGUACAUUUGAAAGAGCUGGAGAACAUCCUACAGAAGUCAGAGAACAAGAACCAGAGCAUUCAGAAUUAUGUGCAGUUUUUGAAAGCUUUGUACAUAACAAUGUUUGGCUGA